Messenger RNA from Hydractinia symbiolongicarpus, 2437 nucleotides. RefSeq lists its product as uncharacterized. The record is from RefSeq and is a predicted model, not a curated record. Lineage: Eukaryota; Metazoa; Cnidaria; Hydrozoa; Anthoathecata; Hydractiniidae. The transcript has 2 exons. Bases 278 to 2311 code for a protein of 677 amino acids.
UCGAAAUUCCUCCUAACUUUCUUCGAGAAUGCAUGCUUUAAAAAUGUUAAAAAUAAAAUGAAAGAAUCAUCAUGAAAGAAUUUAAUUCCUCCAACAUAAAAAUGGAAUUAAUUUGGCGUCCUUAGCAACAAGGAUAAUUUAUGGUUGGUUGGUUAGAAGGAAUUAGAACAUAUAAUUGAAGGACAUGAACAAACAAUGAGAUAGCGUAAAGAACGAGGUUGAUGUUUAUGAAAAUUCACUUAGCAAGGGAGCUCUCUAACAUUGUUGGCGAAACACCAUGCCACGCAAUGAUAAAUAUCGCAAAAAGCAGGAUGUAGCGGCAAAUCACGUGCCACAGAACUUUAUACCUGGUUUGACAAAACCCAGAUUGUCAAUUCAUCCAGAUGAUGAUGUGACACCAGCCACCAAUCAGAAAGUCAGCUCGGUGUGUUACCAGGGAGUAAAAGUAAGAAUGUUCGAAAACCCGAAAUUAUCAGAAAAGCUUUUAAUGCGAGCAGGCAUUGUAGCCUUAGGUUUUCCUGCGCCGAGUAAACAUAUUAACUGCGAGCAGGUUAAAAAGGCCAGCCUCCGCUCUUGUCACAGUUUUGAUGAAUACGAUAAUAACAAUCAUAUACCUCUUGAAAGGCGUUCAACGAUUGCUUGUGCCAACCAAACCAGCACAGAACAUUCUCAAUAUAGUCCUGUUAAGAAUCUCCUAACAAGACAAAGGUCUGUUACAGCUGAUCCAGUCGCAAAUAAUUCGCUUCCACAUGAAGACACAGGUGUAGAAUACAGCUUGAAUAAUCUGUCCAAUGAAAUUUCGUCUAGUCUUCCAGAGUUAAACUAUCUACCAGAAGAGGAUGGUAGUAUCGGUAUUCAGAUUCCUACAACUGAAAAACGAAGAAGCCGAUCAUUCAGUAGCGGAUUGAACUACCCUCCCGAAGUUAUUACUCAGAAUGUUAAACGAAAGUUAAGUCGCAUUAUUAUAAAAAAGAGUGAAGAAGAAGAAAAACAGAAGUUAAAACAAGAAAGAGAAAUGCUUGAUGCUUUACAAGGUGCAUUACGCUCAAAACUUCCAAAAACUUUUCGUGCCACUGCUAGCAUGGGUUUAUUUGACCCUACGUGUUUUUACGACUCGAAGCAAAAACAUUCAGUUCAACAGAAACCGAAAUUAAGACACGGUUCCUUGCCUGCCAUAUUUAAACACGUGUACCGAAAGUAUGAUUAUGUUGUUAGCGAAGACGAAGAAAGCCCGACAGAUGCAAAUCCGAAAAGAGGAUUUCUAAAAAGGAUAACGAAUUCGCCUAUACUCUCCAGGAAGACAGUUUCUUCAGACGAGAGUGGUUUUCCCCGAAGCCCUGUCAUAGAAAUAAAGCCUUCUCUAUUUAAAAGAGCGAAAGCUUACUCCACCAAAAAUGGUACUGAAUGUUUGCAAAACCGGAAUUCUAAUUCAUCUGAUGAUUCCGGUAUUCUUAUACGGAGUAUAGAGGAGGAUAAUAAAAAAGAACUAUCACAAGCUGACGUCACGAUGGAUUGUGCUAAGGAGACACAAAAAGAAAGCGUAGACGAAGAAGUGUGUACUCAAGCUAAUACACCACUGCGAUAUAAAAUCACAGAAACAGAACAACAAACAAAUGGGCCUCAUCAACAGAAUAUCGUAGCUAUAGACACACAAGUAUUGAGACUCCCACGGCAUGACGUCACAACAGAGAACAAUGGACAAACAGAAACAUUCCUUGACGCGAAUAUUGUUUCGUCAAAAACAUGUGCUAAAAAAACACUGGAGAAGGGUGGGAAAACAGAAGGAUUGCUGAAAACUCAACUGGGCAUUGGUAAUAAGAAUAAUCAAGAACCUCCUUUAAAUGACAGCGAGGUUUAUUUUAAUGGAAUUAAGAUACUCAACGUAAAUUCUUUAAAAACAUCGAAAGUGGGCACAUUACCCGAUAAUUCUGAUGAUGUUGAAAAUAUGUCUGAAAUCAGUAUCCAAAAAAAUAAUACGGAUAAAAAUGACGAACAGGUUGAGCAAAUCGUAUUAAGAGAAGAUCAAGACACACAUCUUCAUGUAGAAAAACACGAUAAACAUUACAAAAUGCGACCAAAGCUACCUGUAUUCAGCACAGCUUUGGCCCAAGACACCACACCCGGGGUUAACAAAGGAAAUUUCAUGAAAAGCGCUGAAAGAGAACGCAUAGCUCUUUCAAAGCAAAGUUCUGAAGACUUGAAAGAAAGACACCUAAAAGAAAUUGAUGAAAUGUUUAACAUGCACGAACAAAUCCACGACAAGCCCGUGUUUUACAGUUUUCCACUUGGACUUAAAGAUUCGAAUGUUUAAUUUUUUGGGUACGUGCUUCUUUUCCAGUUCGAUUGUUGAUAUACACAAGGAAACCUUAAACUUUUAAAGACCUUUUUUAACUAUAUACUGUAUAACUGUUACAUGUAAGUACUAUAGACAGCCGUG